Glycine soja is the source of this 1380-nucleotide messenger RNA. RefSeq names its product serine/threonine-protein kinase Aurora-1-like. The record is from RefSeq and is a predicted model, not a curated record. NCBI's taxonomy places the organism in Eukaryota, Viridiplantae, Streptophyta, Magnoliopsida, Fabales, Fabaceae. Gene Ontology annotation, molecular function: ATP binding; protein kinase activity. The transcript has 9 exons. Bases 187 to 1077 code for a protein of 296 amino acids. Gene Ontology annotation, biological process: regulation of cytokinesis; protein phosphorylation; mitotic spindle organization. Gene Ontology annotation, cellular component: spindle pole centrosome; chromosome passenger complex; spindle microtubule.
AUUUGAAAAGCGUAGAAAGUGGGAUGGGAACACGUGGCCCGCUAUCCGUUAUUCGACCGUUGCAGAAAGAAAUCUGUUGAGUUGUGUGUUUAUGCAAAACGCAACGCAUCACAACACAACAGAGGCUCUGUCCAUUAAAACCACUCUCCAAAAUUUCUCUCUCCAUUCCUUGCGCUUCCAUCCAUCAUGGCCAUCGCAACAGAGACUCAGCCUCAACAACACAAGGAUUCUUCGGAGGUUUCGGGUUCAGCUGCGGAGCAAAGAAGGUGGACGCUUAACGAUUUCGAUAUCGGAAAGCCUCUUGGAAGGGGAAAAUUCGGUCACGUCUAUUUGGCCAGAGAGAAGACUAGUAAUCAUAUUGUUGCUUUGAAAGUACUCUUCAAGAGUCAAUUGCAACAAUCCCAAGUUGUGCAUCAACUUCGACGUGAAGUUGAAAUACAGAGUCAUCUCCGACAUCCCCACAUUUUGCGCCUCUAUGGAUACUUUUAUGAUCAGAAACGAGUUUAUUUGAUUUUAGAGUAUGCACCCAAAGGUGAACUUUACAAGGAAUUGCAAAAAUGCAAAUAUUUCAGUGAAAGGCGUGCAGCUACUUAUGUUGCAUCAUUGGCCCGAGCCCUUAUAUAUUGCCAUGGAAAGCAUGUAAUACAUAGGGAUAUUAAACCAGAGAACCUUCUUAUUGGUUCACAGGGUGAGUUGAAAAUAGCAGACUUUGGGUGGUCAGUGCACACAUUCAAUCGCAGGCGGACCAUGUGUGGCACACUGGAUUACCUGCCUCCUGAGAUGGUGGAGAGUGUAGAACAUGAUGCGAGUGUGGAUAUAUGGAGCCUUGGUGUCUUGUGCUAUGAGUUUCUUUAUGGAGUCCCUCCUUUUGAGGCUAAAGAACAUUCUGAUACUUACAGGAGGAUAAUACAAGUGGAUCUGAAGUUCCCUCCUAAACCAAUUGUGUCUUCAGCUGCAAAGGAUCUCAUUAGUCAGAUGCUGGUCAAGGAUUCCUCUCAACGUCUACCAUUGCACAAACUCCUCGAACACCCUUGGAUUGUUCAGAAUGCCGAGCCCUCCGGUGUAUAUAGGAGCUAGUGCUGCACCUUAUCAUUCUUAUAUUGUAUUUUCUUAAUCGUGGAAAUCAUCAAAAUAGCAGCUGCUUCUAAGUAUUUGACAACAUUUUGGUUUUGAGAUGAUGCAACUAUUUGAAGUAGGUUGCUAGGUUAAGAGAAAUCACUUGUUGAUUGUAAACCCUACUCCUUCAAGGGCUAUAUAAAGAAUAACUGAUGUCACUUGUUAUUUGAUUGUAAACCCUACUCCUUCAAGGGCUAUAUAAAGAAUAACUGAUGUCACUUGUUGAUUGUAAUCCGGUAUACUCCAAAAGGAACUGAUUUUUUA